GUUGUGCGGGAGUGGUCCACGAGUGAUGUGUGGUGUACUGAAGUGUGACUGAUAAUACGUACCUAUAAUAUUAAGAGAGAAAAUUAUUCAAAAAAUUGUAAAGACGAACGGAAUAUAUAUAUAUAUAUAUAUACGGACAUAUAAUAUACGGUAGAGAGGAGACUGAAUAAAAGAAAGAAAAAAAACGAGAUAACCAGAGACUAUUUAGGAGAUCUAAUAAAGCUGCCGCUGCUUCGGUUUUUUCUAGAAUAUUUUUAAUCCAAAAGAAAAAAAGUUGGGAAAAUUACAAAUAGGGGGAAAGGAAAGAAUCUUUUUUUUCUCAUAUCGUUGGUCUCGCAUACGUGAAAUACACCGCGCAAAGUUUUUAUUAGAUGUAUGCAUUGGCGCGAAUCGUUUUAUAUAAAUAAUUAUUAUUAUCGUCGGUAGUUUGUUAGCAAAUUUUCAAUAUCUGAAUAUUUAAUUUAUGUUAUAUAAAUCGCAUAUAUAUAUAUAACACAUGAAAAGGAGACUGAUCUAAUCGAGAGAAGAAGAAAGAAUAAAAUACAUACAUAAAUUGAUAAAUAAAUAAGCAGGGAAGAAAAAAGAAAAAGGACAAAUUACUCGUUGAAAUCUCGUCUCCCUUCCCCGGAAUUAAUUUCCCCCCUCUGUACGUGAACUUUUAAUUCAACGUCGUUGUUACCGAGGUAUAUAGUUUCGAAGGAGAUUCUACCACCAGAAAAGCAGUGGAUAAUUUGCUGAUAAAUUUAUUGUACAAAAAAAGACUGUUUCAAUAGCCGACACAAUGUCCGUGGACAAGGAGGAACUGGUGCAGCGCGCGAAGCUCGCCGAACAGGCUGAGAGGUAUGACGAUAUGGCAGCUGCGAUGAAGGCUGUCACCGAAACCGGCGUCGAAUUAUCGAAUGAAGAGAGGAACCUGCUCUCUGUCGCCUACAAGAACGUCGUUGGGGCGCGGCGUAGCUCGUGGAGAGUUAUUUCAUCCAUUGAGCAGAAAACAGAGGGAUCCGAACGCAAACAACAGAUGGCCAAGGAGUACCGGGAAAAGGUUGAGAAGGAAUUACGUGAAAUUUGCUACGACGUUCUGCAGGGACUCCUGGACAAGUACCUGAUACCCAAGGCUAGCAACCCGGAGAGCAAAGUAUUCUACCUCAAGAUGAAGGGUGAUUACUACAGGUAUCUCGCAGAGGUUGCAACUGGCGACAACAGGAACACCGUGGUAGACGACAGCCAGAAGGCGUAUCAAGACGCGUUUGAAAUCAGCAAGUCCAAGAUGCAGCCAACUCACCCCAUCAGGCUGGGUCUCGCACUCAACUUCUCCGUCUUCUAUUACGAGAUCCUGAAUUCUCCAGACAAGGCCUGCCAACUGGCCAAACAGGCUUUCGACGAUGCGAUCGCGGAGCUGGACACAUUGAACGAGGACAGCUACAAAGACUCUACACUUAUCAUGCAGCUGUUGCGUGAUAACCUUACUCUCUGGACAAGCGACACGCAGAAUGAAGGAGAUGAACCACAGGAGGGCGGCGAUAACUAACCCUCCUAAUUUAAGCCCUACCCUUCUAAUAUAAAAACAUCCUAUUCUAUCGUCCCCCGACUCCCGUUUCCCUCUGUCCCAUCGCCCUCGCGUAUUCCCUUCCAUAUAAAGACCUCCUCCUAAGAAAGCCAACUUCUCUUUGAAAAAAGAAAUAAAUAAAUAAAUAAACAGGUUCACACGCUAGUUACGCGUGGUUUCAAAUUGUUGAAUAUCGACACUUAAUUUUAAAACAGCCAUAUUAUAAUCGUCGAGCUACGUUUUUUUUUCUUUUUCUUUUUCUUUUUUUUCUCAGCCAGGAUUUUAACCGAAAAAAUAAAAAUAUAUAUAUAUGCGGACUAUGAAAUCGUUUUUAGAAUUUAAAUAAUUGCUAGAAUGUGUUGUCUGGUAGGGAUAGAGAAAGAACAGGAGAGGAGUGAAAGAGAGCAAAAGAACGAGUGUUGCGAAACAGGGAGCAGAGAUUUUUAGCUGAUUGUAAUAGUCGAGAUUUAAAAAUUUAGUCCACGCGUAUGGAGAGUAAAGAAUUGAAUCAAAUGAAACUAGAAGAAUAAUUUCUGAAAACCGACCCGAAAAAACAUCCACACACGUUCCAAUCAACAAUAAAAACAAUAACAACGCAACAUAUGAGAUCAACCGCACACACGUGUUUAAAAAUAUAUUGAUCAAUGCUGCAGGAAGCAUAAAACCAGGUAUGGCAAAAGAGAGAGAGUGAAAGUGAGAGACAUAGACAGAGAUAGUUAGAGAGAGAUACAAAGGCCAAGAAACAAUAUGACCAUGUGAAAUGAAUCAGGAAUAUAUUGCAGUUUUUGGUGUAAUAAUAAUAAUGAAGAAAAAAUAGACAAGAUCAAAGAAAAUGAUGAAAGCUAUUACUCGAAAUAGUGCGUAAAAAAAUUGGAAAAUUUUUUUCAAUAAAGAAAACCCAUUGUCAAACGAUGAGAAACAAAAAAAACAAUUAUACUGCUGUCCAGUCUUGUUAAUUACCAUCUUCAAGAGAAAAAAGAAAACAUCAUUAAAGGAAGAAAAAGCGAAAAAAUUUAACGCUAAAAAAAAGAAGCAUUAAUACAUUAUAUACCUACCCAGUUGUCAUUUAAGAAUGAAAUUUCACAUUGUCUAGCAAAUACGAUAUUAUUAUAUGUACGAACGUGAGAGAAAAAACGUUAACAUCUAAAACAAUAAACUCGCAGGAGGAGAAUGGAGAAAAAAAUACAUUAUUAAAUUAUUCAGUUCCAAAAUGUGAGAAGACAUCAGAAAAAAAACGAAAUAUCAACUUCAACAACGUCGGUGGUAACUUUAUUUCUCUUUGAAUAAAUACCUGCUAAUUUUUCUUGAUUAAUUUUUAUUGAUGCGUUAUUGCAUUCGCUGUAUUCCAUGUUGUUAUUAUUAUUAUUACUACUCCAUACACACAGAGAUGAACAUACUAGAAUUGCCUGUAAAGAAAAUGAGAGAAAAAAAGAAAGAUGUAUAAUAAUUUUUGCGAAAAAUCCGACACAUGCAUGUAUUAUUAAUACGUAUAUAUGUAACCAUAUAUAUGUAUUAAAAAGAUAGGGAAAAAAAAUUUAAUUAUGAAACGAGGUACGUUUUCAUCAAAUCAUAGCUCUGGUUGUCGUGGAUCGCUGGAGGCUGCAUGAAGAGAAAACAAAAUCCACAUAUAAAUACGCGCGUUUUUAAAUAUCCUCCGUUUUACAGCCUCCCCAAUUUUCCCUCACUUAUUCAUCCAAUCGACCCACCCGUGAAAUUGCACCCCAUUUACCUACCCAAAAACCCUGUCCUAAUGAAAAAAAACCUCUUUAUAUAUUAUAUAUCAUAAUAUAUAUAUGCCAGAGAUGUUUACUACUACAUAAUAAUUCAUGUUGAGGUCGAAGAAGCAAAUUGUAUGUGUAUAUUUUUGUUGUGCGAUCCUUUUCUUGGUACAUACAUAAUACUUGGUCGGGCAAUUUCUAAGCGAGACAUAAUUUUCACGAAGGAACUAAGAACAAGGCAAAGAAAGAAAAGAGAUAAAUAUAAAGAAUCAUCAUCACUAUGCAAUUAUACGCAUCGUUACACAAGAUAAAAUUCCAAACUCAGCCAAAAAUCCCCCUCAAAUAAUAUCUGUAUACAUAUAAUGUUUACGUAUGAGUACGGUCGUGUAUGGAUAAUGUUGGAGGCAGGAAUAACGUACGAACAUGAAUAACAAAAAGAAACAGACAAAUACCUAUACACUACUAUUACUGCAUACUAACAAAAGCAGUGGAUUAAAAACUGAAAGGCGAUGGCUAGUUCAUUACAAAUAUUUAAUAUCAAUGGUGAUAUAAAGUGAACGAAAACGAAAAAAAAAACCAAUAAGAAAAAGAAGACACGCAUAAUACACACAUCUAACUUUAAAAUGAAAAAAAAAUCUUAAGAUCAACCCCUUCCCAUCAUAAGUUACAACCAUCUUUGAACUGAUUUCUUGAAAGAUAUCUAUUUUUUCGUAUAUAUAUAUUACGGAUAUGAGUAAUUGAUAUGUAUAUAUACAUAUAUAUAUACGUUUGGGUAAACGUGUUGCUGUCGUGUUGGUAUUUUUGAUGUAUCGGUGUCAGUCGCAACAAGCAAAAAAAAACAAUACAAUAAUAACGUAACGUCAACUGGCGUCUCGGUCGUGUUCCAUGCAUUGUACCAAUCAAAACGAUUAUGAUUAUACCUAUCAAUCUUUACCAAUUAACGGAUCAAAACAAUCUGCUUUGAUUAUUAUGUAAAGAAACUUUUUUUUUAUAUAUAUAUAUAUAAUCAUAAUGCUGAUAUAUUUGUUGCUCAAUCGAAUACGAGAGUUUUAUAAGCAAUGGGAGUCUGCUCAGUGAGGAAAGAAAACUGUUAAAAAAUCACAGACAAGAAUCGCGUUUUUCGGGACUUAUCGAAUGUUUCUUAUCUCACUCGGCUGGCUCCAAUAUUUGUAUUUCCCUACUUCUCCCCUCCCGAACAAAACCAUUAACGAUGAUCCUUUCCAUCAUUUCUCAAACAAGAACAACAACAAGAACACAUUUUUACCAACUUAUGUUGUGUUUUUGAUUUCUUUUAUUGCUUUUUUUUUCUUGUAAUCCAAAUUGUACAUUUUUUCAUUAUACCUUUAAUUGGAAGUAAUUUGAAUUACAAUUUUUAUCUAAUUCUUUUAAAUAUCUUUAUCCUUUUCUACUCUACUUACUUCAUCGUUUAACUGCUGUUAAUUAUUCUAAUUCUAAAUACGUGGAGAAUAACCGAUUGUGAGUGAAGGAAAGGAAAAAAAAGAAAAGUAAAAAUGAAUUUUAAUUGUUUCAACGAGAACCAGAACGCUAUUCAUCCAAAAAAAAAAAAACAAUGAAUCACUGAUUAGUGUAUGUUGUAACUUCUUAGCUGCUUUCCCUCGCCAACCAAUUUCCACCGUCCUCCUAUUUUGAAAAAAAAAAAAAAGAAAAAGAACCUCCUCUCCGAUUAGAAAACUAUACUUGAUAAUAAUAAUAAUAAUAAUAAUAAUCAUAACGAUAAUAAUAAUAAUAAAAUAUUAUUAUUAAUUGACACGCCAUUUUUACCCACUUCACCAUACGCAGAAACAAAAAAAAAAAACUACCACCAACACCCACCACUACCACUCUUUGUCCUGAAUUACGUUGUUCUAUUUGUAUUUAUCAUCAUCCAUCGUAAUUGUAAAUUAUAAUUAUUAUAAACGUUUACACGAAAUAAUAAAUUCUGAUAAAAUGUCUGAAAAAACCA
Athalia rosae (coleseed sawfly) is the source of this 5227-nucleotide messenger RNA. RefSeq names its product 14-3-3 protein zeta (gene 14-3-3zeta). NCBI's taxonomy places the organism in Eukaryota, Metazoa, Arthropoda, Insecta, Hymenoptera, Athaliidae. The coding region runs from base 782 to 1528 and encodes 248 amino acids. Gene Ontology annotation, biological process: signal transduction. The record is from RefSeq and is a predicted model, not a curated record. Gene Ontology annotation, cellular component: cytoplasm. The transcript has 5 exons.